AUGCCUCUCCCAAACAACAUCGCAGUCGGCACCUCCUGCCUGGGCCAGAACCCCGCCCACAGGCUAGACGACAAGAUCCGUGCCGCGGCGCACCAAGGCUUCCAGGGCCUGGAAAUCGUUUACACCGACCUCUCCCGCUACAGCGAGAGACACAACAUCCCCAUCCUCACGGGCGCGAAGCAAAUCCGGCAGCUCGCCGACGACCUCGGCGUCGUCCUGAUCUCGCUCGCGCCCUUCGAGAACUACGAGGGCACAAAGACCCCGCUUGCCGAGCGGCUCGCCUUCGCCGCGCACUGGGUCGAUCUCGCGCGCAUCCUGGGCGCUUCGUACCUCCAGAUCCCCUCGCAGUACGGAACAGACAGUGUUGGCGACGAGGGGGUGAUUGUCUCGGAGAUGCAGCAGCUCGCGGACCUGGCUGCUUCGUCCUCACCUGUUAUCUCCAUUGCUUAUGAGCCGCUGUCUUGGGGGGUGUGGUACUCGACGUGGGAAGAUGCGCUGCGGCUUGCGACGCUCGUGGACAGAUCGAAUUUCGGCCUGUGCCUGGAUACCUUCCACGAGGUGACGAAGUUGUGGGCGAGUCCGUUCACCGAGUCGGGGGUAUACCCCGAUGGGCCGGAGAAGCUGGGUGCUUCAUUGCGUCGCUUUGUGGAAACGAUCCCGCUCGACAAGCUGUUUUACGUGCAGCUGUCUGAUGCAGAGCGCUUUGAUCCGCCAUUCUCCGAGAACCAUCCCUGGUAUAUUGAGGGCGAGGCACCUGAGUUCACGUGGUCGAAGCACGCAAGGCCGUUUCCCUUGGAGGCGGAGUUCGGUGGGUAUACGCCUGUUGUGGAUGUGGUGAGGGCCUGGGUUGUUGAGAGUGGGUUCGGGGGGUGGGUGUCGAUGGAGAUCUUUGACCGGCGGAUGCGCGAUGAGAAGUAUAAGACUGAGAUCGCGGCAGAGAGGGCAUGGAGGUCAUGGGAGAAGGUCCAGGCUGAGGUUGGGAGGCGGAGGGCGAAGGUAUGA
Aspergillus mulundensis is the source of this 1002-nucleotide messenger RNA. Its product is annotated as sugar phosphate isomerase/epimerase family protein. NCBI's taxonomy places the organism in Eukaryota, Fungi, Ascomycota, Eurotiomycetes, Eurotiales, Aspergillaceae. The record is from RefSeq and is a predicted model, not a curated record. The coding region runs from base 1 to 1002 and encodes 333 amino acids. The transcript has a single exon.